Molecule: messenger RNA, 1425 nt
Organism: Talaromyces amestolkiae
Lineage: Eukaryota; Fungi; Ascomycota; Eurotiomycetes; Eurotiales; Trichocomaceae
Exons: 1
Coding region: 1-1425 (474 amino acids)
Biological process (GO): mRNA splicing, via spliceosome
Cellular component (GO): spliceosomal complex
Molecular function (GO): nucleic acid binding
Source: RefSeq, a predicted model, not a curated record
AUGCUCCCACCAAAAAACGGUGGCUCUGGCACAUCGAAGCCGUUCGCUGUAUCAUUCUCAAACACGUCCAGAAAGCCAGCGAACCCUCCGCAAAACAUAAGACCUCGCGUUAGCUCAUCGCUGAGGCAUCAUCGUCACCACAUAAGCCACGAUGAAUCCGACGAAGAGGACGAACAGCCUGUUGCCGAAGAAGUGACGGGUUUUGACAUGGGCGGGGCGAUCAGCAAAAAUGUGUCAAAAGAGAAAGAACCUCUCGUCAUCAAAGUGGAGAGCAGAAACAACUGGCGCGAUCGACCGGGUACCAAUCGCAAGGGUAGGAACCUUCUCCCGCAGGAAGUACAGGCGCAGGCUGCUGGGAAUAAUGUGGCAGUUGUGGAGACCGAGACUCCAAGUAUGGCCUAUGGCCUGAGUCUUGCCCCUGUGCAGAACGAGGGGACUGGAGAAAAUGGGUCAGAUGUGGCUAUGGCAGACACUGCUCCAAUAUCCCAACCCGAGUCUCGUGUGCCUCUUACCCAGGAUGAGAUUGCGCUUCAAGCGCUCAUUCGUGAGAGUGAAGGUGGUGAAACGACAAGGCGGUCUGACCUAGUGAUUGAGUCCACAAAAACGGAAGGCCGAUACGACGAAGCGAGCUCUUUCCGUGCAGAUGUCGCUACUCGUCCCGACCAGGCGAGCUUAGAUGCAUAUGAUGCAGUUCCAGUCGAAGAGUUUGGAGCAGCUUUGUUAAGAGGUAUGGGCUGGAAGGAAGGACAGGCUAUUGGACGAGGAAAUUAUGGAAACACCGCCGCCCCGAAUGAAGCUCGUGUUCCAGCACGCCGCCCCGGGUUUUUAGGGAUUGGCGCAAAGGAUAUUGAAGGCGCUAAAGGCGCCGAAAUUGAAAUCGGAGCCUGGGGAAAAGCCGCGAUGCGCAAAGGUUCAAGGAAAGGUGGCGAUGGUAGUGGGAAUACAGAAGGGAUUUACAUGCCGGUUGUCAUGAAGAGCAAGACGACGGGUGAACAUUUGACGGAGGAAGAAUUCAAGCUUCGUCAGAAGGAGACUACUGAACAAAAAGCAAAUGGCAGGCCAGAUGAGCGAUCUUCUCGUUCUAAUGGCCGGGAUAAAGACCGGCGCCGUUAUGAUGAUAACAGUGACACGGACCGAGACCGCAGAAGGCGACACGAUAGGCGGAGAGAUCGAAGCCGGUCCUCCGGGGCUCCUGACCGUCGGCGGUAUGACGACGAAGAUGAUGUCAAACGGUCUUCGCGGGAUCAUCGGCGGUACCGUGAUCGAGACGAUAGUGAUUAUAAGAGUAGACGACGAUCUAAGGAUCGAAGCCAUCGUGAUUCUGGAUAUUCAAGGCGGGAUGAUGAUCAUCGUCGCAUUAGAGACAGAGAUCGUGAUUCGGACCGCCGUUCAGAUAAGGAUAGGGAUAGGGAUCGUCAUAGAUGA